AUGACCCUCACAAUCCACCACCUGGGAAUCUCCCAAUCCGAACGCAUCCUCUUCCUCUGCGAAGAACUCGGCCUCUCAUACACCCUCGUCCACCAUACCCGCUCCCCUCUAACAUCCCCCGAAUCCCUCAAAUCCCUCCCGGGAAACUCAACAGGAAAAUCCCCCUUCAUCGUAGACGACAAAGACGGCGUAAAUCCCCCUGUAACUCUAAGCGAAAGUGCAGCAAUCAUCACCUACAUCAUCGAGACAUACGGAGGAGGCCGCCUCUCCAAAAAACUCCACGACAAAGGAUUCGUAGAAUACACCUAUUGGUUCGCCUACAUAGCAGGAAGUCUCCAACCAACCCUCAGCACAGCAAUGAUGAUAGGGAUAUCGGGUCUUCCCUCGGAUAGCUUCCUGGUGGGAUUCUCCGCGGUCUCCGUACGCAGCGCUCUCCAACUCGUGGAUGAGAGAUUGGGACAAGCGAAGUGGUUGGCGGGAGAGGAUUUCACGGCGGCGGAUAUCAUGGCCAUGUAUUCCCUCUCCACGGGCAGAUAUWGGAAUGCGGUGAGUUUGGUGGGGUUUAAGAAUAUUGUGCGGUGGUUGGGAGAUGUUAGUACGAGACCUGCGUAUCGGAGGGCUAUGGAGAAGGGGGAUCCCGAGAUGGAGUUGUUGGUUGGGGAGGCGGGGCCGGAGAAGAGUUUGUUGGCGCUUGGGGGCGUGGAGAGUGAUUCUUGGAAGAAGAAGACGGUGACGACAAAGGUGUGA
Molecule: messenger RNA, 747 nt
Organism: Ramularia collo-cygni
Lineage: Eukaryota; Fungi; Ascomycota; Dothideomycetes; Mycosphaerellales; Mycosphaerellaceae
Product: related to glutathione S-transferase III
Exons: 1
Coding region: 1-747 (248 amino acids)
Source: RefSeq, a predicted model, not a curated record